UCCCCCCUCCCUCCUUGCCUCCUCCCUCCCUCCUUCCCUUCUCUCUCUCUCGCUCCGCACGUCCAGCUUGUUGUCUCUUCUGAGGAUUCGCGUUGGCUUCCAUUCAGUGAAGCAGCUCUUGAGGACUUCUCAAAGCUCGCUGUCAAAAGAGUUAUUGCUUCAUAGUAGAUCUUUUAUUAUUUCACUUUUUUUUUGUCCGUGAACAUUUCUUACAUCUGUGACAGGAAUUCACUUGGAUCUUAAAGAAUCAGAUCGUAAUUUACUGGAGAUUUUAAGUGUUUUCCGAUGUGAUUAUAUCUGUGUUUUGCAGAGAACGAACUGUACGGAUUUUAUUCGGUUGGAAUAAAUCAGAAAUAGUUUUGUUUUCCUUCGCUUUGGAAAUUACAUGAGUAUUUCAUGUUGAUUGGCCUCUUGGACAACACUUCUUGCUUUGGAUAAGUGUUGGCUAGUUCCAAUUUAUUUCUUUUAUUUCAUAGCAACCGGUUUUCUCUGUGUAAUUUUACGAACGGUGACAUAAAAGAAACAUUAUCACAGCUUCCCUGUCGCUGCCUGUGGCCUCUCACAGGCCCAGAAAUGGUUCAACUUUCCUCAUGACAACCUCAUUUUUGAUGACGUCAUCAUCACCAUCAUCGUCAUAAACAUGAAGUGGAAGACGCGUCCCUCUGGGAUAUUUCUCUUCCUCACCCUCCUACACUGCGCCCUAUGUAAUCACCAUUCCCACGACAAACACAGGAAAAGCAACAAUGUAGCAGCAUCGACCAGUGUUCAAUCACUUCCCCCAUCAUCGUUUCAGCAUCAUCAUCAUCAUUUAAACAACAACAACAACAAAAACAAUAAUAAUAACAACAGCAACAGCAACAGCAACAACACCUCCACAACGUCUACCUCACACAUCGUUUCUCACAACCGUAAUAUCCCUCUGGUGCUGCAGCUAGAUGACCUCAGCGUCCUUGACCCUUAUAACCUCAUGGACGCCAAGGCCAAAGGUAAUAACGCUAUCCUCGAUCGAAUUAUCCCACGGAGGAGCGGAAAACAGAAGAAAGAUAAGAGAAGGAAAAAGAAAAGACGCUCAAAACACGGGAAGCACCAUCAACACAAACACGCAGCAAAAGACUCCUCGUUUUCGCCCCAGGCUGGCAAAUCGCUGUCGUCUGCUUCAUCUACCUCAACGUUUCUCAGUCACUUCUCUCCCAAAACCGGACGCAAACUCGUGACCUUUGGCCUCGAGAAAGAGGACUGGAGGAAAUCUACGAAACAAUUCUUCGACGACAAUGAUUCGAACUCAGACGAGGAGAACUCAGACGAGGAAAGCGAAAACGAAGAAGACGACCUCAACAACAAGGAUCUCAUGGCGGGAUUCGGUUACUCGGGUUUCCUGAACGGACAGCGUGGACGUCGCGGGAAAUCGAGGUAUACCUGGAUAGAAAAUGAUCGGAAUGCUCUUCUCCACGAGGCAGUGAGGAAGCUUCUUGGCUUCACCGCUUCCCCAAAGCCUCUGCCCAGGAACAGCCGCCUGCUGCCCGAUCCUAGGAAGGAGAGGAGGCUGCCCCGAUAUGUGAAGGAUUUGUACGAGAAAUUCCAGAGAGGUGAAAUGAACGCUGGCCUGGAGAAUGGGAAUACUGUACGGAGUAUCCACGCUACGAUGGGUUCCGUGGAGGGCGAGUCCAUGUUCCUGUUCAACCUAUCGUCACUCCGGCCCACUGAGCGUCUCCUGCACGCAGAGAUCCACGUCUACAAACGACGCCUCAAGCCGUGGGUGCGCCACUUAGACUUGGAACUCAUGCUCUACCAGGUGGCGCCACACUACAUGAGCCAGUCUGGACACUUGACCAUCAGAGAUGGCGCCACCGGCUGGCAGUGGUAUGACGUCGGCACGGCCGUUCGGGGCUGUCUGGAUACCAGAGAUCCCAGACCACAUUUGUUUGGUUUGAGCUUUAGAGCGCAGCGUCCUAAUGGGAAGGUAAGACCGGUGGCUUUGAAGAAGUUUGGGAGACAUCAUUCCAUGCCGUUUCUCGUUGUCUACUCGAACGAGACAGAAGCAGUCCAUUUUGAGCAGUUGGAUCAUCUAGCGGACAGGCUUCGAAUGAGAGAGGAUGGUGACUUCCGCGAGUCGGAGAAUGAUAGUAAUUUUGAGGAGGAUGAUGAAGAUUUCGAAGAAGAUAAUGUUGAAGAUAUUGAUUUAGAUCUGAUCUCACGCGAAGAGGAUGACGAUCUUAUGGAGUCCUUGUCACCAUCUACUUCCUCCUCCUCCUCAUCUUCUUCCUCCUCAUCCUCCUCCUCCUCCUCAUCCUCUUCCUCCUCGUCAUCUUCAUCAUCUUCGUCGUCGUCGUCGUCUUCCUCUUCUUCUAGUGAAGACGAAGAUGCUGAAGAUUUGUUUGCAGAGUUUGGUGUGAAUCUCAAAGAAGGAGGAGAGGAGUCAGAAGAAAAGUUGAAUGAUGACGUCGAUGACGAAGACAGCGAUGACGACGACGAAGACGACGACGAAAAUAUGUCUGGGAAGCUUCGUCAACCGAAAAGCAAUAUUUUGCCAAACGCUAACCAAGUUCCCCUUGAGUUGGAAGAAACUAUUCCACAAAGGAAGAAGCGUUCCAUAUUCACAAACGAAAUCCCUGAAGACCCUGCAGACUUCGACAAGUUCCGAUACAACCGCCACCCGAUUCCGCAGACACAUCCAGGCAUUCUGAAAGCGAGGAAAGAGUCAAGAAUACAGCUGGGGAAAGGCGGGAUCAUCCCGUUCCCAGACCACCAUGUACAGCGAAAACAUCGGAGGAAGCAUCGAAAGCGAAAAAAUCGUAAACGAUACGGCCGAAAGGGCAAGAAGCUGAAGAUUCCGAAAGGGUGGAAUCAUUAUCAAGACACUAUGGUGAGAGAGAAGGAGAAAAAGGACUCCAUGGGUGUGUGUGGCCGGAAGAAACUUGUAGUGAAUUUCGCUGACAUCGGCUGGGGCGAUUGGAUUAUCUCCCCGCAGUCGUUUGAGGCGCACUACUGUGUGGGGACGUGUCCUUUCCCGCUGACGAAGCGCCUCCGGCCGUCUAACCACGCCACCAUCCAGAGCAUCGUCCACGCCAUCGGCCUGUACGACCAGGUUCCGGCCCCGUGCUGUGUGCCUGACGUCAUGUCGUCCGUGACCUUGCUCUACUUCGACGAGGACAGGAACGUUGUCCUGAAGAACUACCCAGGCAUGACUGUGGAGUCGUGUGCCUGUCGUUAGAACUGACGUCAAGGAGCUGACGUUAGAUCACGUCAAUGAGCUGUCGUUAGAUCACGUCAAAGAGCUGACGUCAAUGAUCACCUGAUGGGGUGUGCAGACAAAUCUAUUCGUCCUAUCCGACGAGUCGAAAGUCGUGUUGUGAUGCCUUUCGGCAUUAAAACUCAUAAUCUGUUUUUUUUAUUUUUGUUCUUCAGAACUGAGCACGGUGGCAUCAUACAUCGCUAUGUAAGCAUUUCAACUUUCUACACAAACGAAGAUAUUAGUAAAGAGAUAUAUAUUGCACGUUUGUGUGAGAAUCAUGAGUGAUUGUUCGUUAAAUCUUGGCCAGGGUCAAAGGUUGAAUGGCGUGUGUAGUGUCACCAUCUUAGAUCAGCAGCUCUAGAUGAAUGAAGGACAUUCAAACUGAAAUGUUUCUGUGUGGUGGAUACGCAAUGUUCAUGACGCUUAAAUACAUCUACUGUCUUCGUAUAAUGAACUUCCAAUUGUGAAUUUACAACCUCAAUGAUUGUGUCUCCAUUAAUGGGAUAUAAGUGUGAGGGUUCCUUCUCUUAUGAAGCCAAGAGUUGUGUGUCGAGUGGUGUCUUUAUAAGAAUACUAUUAGUACGCCAAAGUUAGAUAAUCGUGGUAGCUGGCUUUUUUCUUUAAAUUUAAAAAAAUGUAUCAUCUUAUAAU
Aplysia californica (California sea hare) is the source of this 3883-nucleotide messenger RNA. RefSeq lists its product as uncharacterized. The transcript has 4 exons. Gene Ontology annotation, biological process: BMP signaling pathway; SMAD protein signal transduction. Bases 641 to 3211 code for a protein of 856 amino acids. Gene Ontology annotation, molecular function: cytokine activity; growth factor activity. Lineage: Eukaryota; Metazoa; Mollusca; Gastropoda; Aplysiida; Aplysiidae. Gene Ontology annotation, cellular component: extracellular region. The record is from RefSeq and is a predicted model, not a curated record.